AUGGCUUCUCCAGGAAAAGUUGCGAUUAAGACUGACUAUGACGGUUUACAAAAUGUCGCGGACUUCAUCAAGCAACGAAUCAAAUGUUCGCCUAUCAUUGGUCUUGUGGCCGGUUCUGGAUUGGGUCAUAUUGCCAAGGACAUCACAGAUGCAGUCACGCUGAAGUACGCUGAAAUCCCCGGAUUUCCAGUAUCUACAGCGAUCGGUCAUGAGGGUAACUUGGUAUGCGGUCUUCUCUCUGGUCGACCUGUGGUGUGCAUGCAAGGUCGGCUUCACACAUACGAAGGUUAUACGCCAGCUGAGUGUGCUGCUCCAAUCAGGGUGAUGCACUUGCUCGGUGUGAAAUUUUUGAUAGUUACAAACGCUUCCGGAGGUCUCAACCCUGAUUACCAGCCAGGGGACAUUCUACUACUGAAAGAUCAUGUUUGUCUGCCUGCUUUAACUGGUCUAAACCCGUUGAUUGGUCCAAACGAUGACAGGCAAGUGUUUGAGAUCUGUAUACGUCUUCUCUACACUCGCGCUACUAAACAGUUUGGUACGAGGUUUCCAGCUAUGGACAAUUGUUACGAUGUCGGCUUAGCAGUCGUUGUUAAGAAUGCUGCGGAAAAAUUGGGCUUAAAAGGGAAGCUGCGCGAAGGGGUCUACGCGAUGAUCUCUGGUCCCGCGUACGCGACCAAAACCGAAAGCGCUCUUUUACGUACACUUGGUGGGGAUGCAAUUGGCAUGAGCAACUGUUGGGAAGUGAUGAUAGCCCGUCACUGCGGAAUGAAGAUCAUGUCGUUGUGCGUCAUCACUGACAUGUAA
Molecule: messenger RNA, 804 nt
Organism: Soboliphyme baturini
Lineage: Eukaryota; Metazoa; Nematoda; Enoplea; Dioctophymatida; Soboliphymatidae
Source: the annotation of a GenBank genome assembly